AGAGCGCCCAAGAUCGCCCCAAGAGGUGCCCAAGAGGGCCCCCGCUGGUACGUAGCCAUUUUGGCUCAAGCGACAUAGCGUCUCAAGCUCAACUUGAGACGAGGAUUUCCUAGUGUGGAGUCCAUGUCCGACACCCCAGAGUCUACUGGGUCGAUCGAAUCCCUCCAGAUUGUUUACAGAUCUUUUGGUUACCCAUUUCUGGUGAUGCAUGGAGGCUUAUUAGCGUUAUUAUUCGUUUUAUGUGUGAUGCGCAUUUGCGCAGCAUUUCGUUCGUUUUGCAUGGCCGUCCGCUCUUUCAGUUGCGACCAAGUUCGUUGCAGGACUCAUUUCCGAUGCGCAAGUGAGCAAGACAGGAGGCUGGAAGCACAAGUCAACGAAGUCCGGAAAUCCUAUUUCUUCACAUUUGGGCGAAUACAUGUUGUUGCACAGAUGUGUAUCAUUGUAUUCUGCCAUAUCACUUCUGCGAGUGCCGAGCAGAGCGUGCAUCCACGUCAUGGGUGGUGCACCGACGGAAUGGUAACUCAUUAUGCUGCCUUCGCCCCCAUGUACAUAUCCGCCACAGCCAUGAUGCUAAUGCUUGGCGUUUUGCCGCAGUCAACGUCGACGGCUUGGUUGAACGCGCUGAACAUCACGACGUCCUUGAGCGUCGUUUUCUUUUCUGCUGUGCCAGAUCGUAUUCGUGGUUUUCCGGUCGCAGUCGACGACAGUCAAUUCCGUGGAGCAUUUAUGCUCCAGAUUUCCCAGUCGUGGGCUUGUGGUAAUCCAAAGUUGAGUGCCCUUCUAGUAUGUUCCCUUGUACUUUUGAAGGCAAUUCAGCAGUCCUUUUGCUGUUCGGAUUUUUGUUGUUGCAUUUCUGGUGUUGGCCUUGAUGGCGGUCUUGAGUCUGAUCGCGUUUUGGGGUUUGGAUUCGUGCAUGAGGCUCAUGGCCGCGGUGUAUGCGCGGGAGGCGGACGCCACGAAGCAUGCGUCUCUCAUCGAACGUCUCAUGUCUAAGUCGUGCGAUGCGUGCAUUUAUUUGGGACCUCGUUUGGAGAUUAUCAAGGGUGCCGAUCAACUAUGCAGCCUGCUGAUGUGCAGGAGUGGCCCCGAAAGUUUCAAUGGCAGACUAUUCACUGAGUUUGCGACGGAGGAUGAGAAACCCAGGGUAUUGGAAUUCAUUGCAAGGCUGUCGGAGGCCGAUGACGCCGAGCAGGAUACUCAGGCGAGCUUUCUUUCCACAAAGCUUCGUGACACACUUGGAAUCACUCUCAGGGUGCAAAUCUGUCACGCUUGCUUGGGAAGCGGCGACGACCUUAUCCACGUGAUCGGCAUCAACGAGGAGCAAGAUGAGUGGAACACGCAACGCGUAUACCAGAGUCACUUUGUUGCGCGAUGUCUUGCGAAGGGCGCGGAAGGAGCAGGCCCGGCACUCGACUCGCCUGGGCCAAGCCGUGAUAGGUCCGACACUUCAGAGUCCGAUUCCUUCGAUGACGACGAUGGUGUCACCUCUGUUGUAUCAGUAGGCACAUCUGACUCUGGGAUGCACGUGGCCUUUAACCUGAUCGCUGGAAGCGGGGACGACGCCUUGCCGAUCACGUCGUGCAGCCCUGCUCUCUCGGUCCUCUUUGGCAACUUCGAGCCUGGUACGUUACUUCGUUCUUUGUUCAUGCAGAGAGAUUACAACAUCUUAGAAAAGUGGGUGACAGAUACCGUGGUAUCAGGGCCACUGGACCAACAGGGGGCUCAGACAGGCAAGUGGCUGUCAUUUCGCCUCCGCAACUUGAACCGCCUGGGCGUGGAUAUCAAUGCUCGCUGCUCCCUGGCGCCUUGCGGGGACGAUGCCGCUAGCAUGCGCUUGAGCUUGCUCGAUAUCCAGUGGCUCGCGCUGCAGCAAGAGCUGCCGCGGGCGCAGCGCACCGCCAGGGCACGCGGGAGACGGGACGGCCGUAGCCGCAGAAGCUCGUUGGGAACGCCUAGCAGUCUCCGGGCCAGUCCUAUCGGGAUCGGGAAGCAACUGCAGCAUCUCUAGCCUCCUCCGCGUACCAGGUGUCAUUCAGUUUCCAAACGUGCUGGCACGCUGUGAAUACUUGAAGAUUACAAUGGAGCCCACCAGCAGGGCCGCUCCGGGUGAGGAUGUCCACGUUGCCUCAACUCUGCUAUGCUUUUCAGGCGCUGUGAGCGCCGAAAGGCAGCGACACCACGUCACCACGAUGACCCAUCCCUGUUUUUGUCCUUGAUCGCAGUACUAAGCGCGAGGGAUGCAGACGAACGCGUCGGAGCCUCUCGCUCUCGAGGAGGAGUGCGAGAAACAAAAAAAAAGAAGAGGGCCCCCGCUGGCCUCGCCUGGAGGCGGUACACACCGAUGUUGGGC
Messenger RNA from Prorocentrum cordatum, 2350 nucleotides. The record is from the annotation of a GenBank genome assembly. Lineage: Eukaryota; Dinophyceae; Prorocentrales; Prorocentraceae.